UUUAUCUCCAUCCGCCUCGGGACGACUUGGAACGGAAUAAUGCAAUGGAGACGAAGCCUUCUAGGCUCUACUAAUCGACGCCGAAAAGAUACAACAAAGUUGCUGACUUCAGAGACGUUAAACUUGUCCACUAAGAAUGAAAAUACAAUAUAAAAUGUGUUAUAAAAGAAAUCCUCUCUGGCUUUAUGCUUUUAAACCAAUUAUGUAUUGUUUCAAACGUUUUCCGUAUCGUCUUAUUGAUUAUUUUGGUCUGGCACACAGGAGCCAGCCAUGGAGCUAGAUAUGUAGCAAUUUGCUAGUUACUACGGGGGGAAGUGAAGGGAAAACGGUUAAAAACGGUGUAACUUCAGACAAUUUGUACGAUGGCAUCGCAGCCUCCUCCUAAACCGUGGGAAAGGCGGAUUCCAGGAGCAGCCAUGAGUGCACCAGUUAACUAUCGGUCGAUUGACUUUGCCCCACCAGGUCCCUCCACCCCCGGCCUCUCUGGUCCCGCCGGUCCUCCCGUCUUGACCCGCAUGGUGCCCCCUGUCCCCCCUCGCCCUGUCCAGUCCAUCCAGUCCUACCGUCCCUCCUACAGCUCCUUCCCUGGCUCCUCCUACAACCCCUAUGGUAGCUCCAGCCUCUACGGUGGAGCAUACAGCCCCUACAGUCCCUACAGUGGUGGCUAUGGCAUGGGAGGGGUGCUCGGUGGGAGCCUGGGCUACAGCCGCUUCGGCCAAACCGGUGGUGAAGACGUGGCGCCCAGUCGGUUUGUCCAACAGGCAGAGGAGAGCAGCCGCGGCGCCUUCCAGUCCAUCGAGAGCAUCGUCCAGGCCUUCACCUCGGUCAGCAUGAUGAUGGACGCCACCUUCUCGGCCGUCUACAACAGCUUCCGAGCCGUGCUGGAUGUAGCCAACCACCUGACACGGUUACGGAUGCACUUUACCAAGGUUCUGUCGGCCUUUGCCCUGGUGCGCACCCUGCGCUACCUGUACCGCCGCAUACAGAGGAUGCUGGGGCUGAGACGGGACGGUGAGGUGGAGGACCUGUGGGCAGACAGCGAAGGAGCUGUUCUGGCGACCAGAGGUGCUGGAGCCGCAAUGGAAGACCCCAGAGCCGGAGCGGUCAAGUCGUGGCCCAUCUUCCUUUUUCUGGCCGUGGUCCUAGGAGGGCCCUAUCUCAUCUGGAAGCUGCUGAGCUCUGCCCAGGGGCCAGAGGAGAGCGCCACCAACUGGGCUAGUGGGGAGGAUGACCAUGUGGUUGCCAGGGCGGAGUAUGACUUCACAGCUGCGUCGGAGGAGGAGCUCUCACUGAAUGCUGGAGACAUGCUCAACCUGGCUCCUAAAGAGCAUCAACCCAGGGUGCGUGGGUGGCUGCUGGCCAGUGUAGACGGCCAGACCACAGGCCUCAUACCUGCCAACUACGUCAAAGUCCUGGGGAAGAGGAGAGGCAGGAAGCACGCUGAGCUGGAGAGGCUGGCCCAGGUUCAGGCCCAGCCAGGGAACCCACUGGGCACCACCCUUCAAGCCCCACAGCCUAACCUGGCUACGGGCCCAGUGCCAACUGUAUCCCCAGGCUUGGUUUCAGGCCUCGGCCCAUUAGAAGCCGUCCCAGUAACUAUCCCAGAGGAGCUGCUGGAGAGCGUGUACAGGGAAACGCCAGCCGGUUACAGCAGCCUGGGUCUGGGUGUAUUGCCCAGCACCACGACAGCUUCGAGCACAGUGCUCACCAUACCAGAGAAGAUUGACCUGUGAUGUCUGACUUUGUGUUUUCCCACACGUCCGUUGAGGCUGUACGUGGUUUGUUGAUGAGCUGUUCUGUAGAGCUCGGUCACGUCCAGCAGUGGGGAAACACAUGAUUUACAUCCAGAAGGUGAUUCAUGUUCACAAUUCAGUGGCUUUGGUUUGACAUUUAAUCUGCCUGGAAUCAAUUAGUGAGGUUGGUACAUGAGGUAUUGAGUACCUGGAUAAAAGAGAAGUGGGUAUCUGUCAGACAUCUGGAUAUGAGUGUUUCCAGAACAUUAUCUAGAUAUGAGUGUUUCCAGGACACUGUCUUGGUUUGGCUGUCUUGUCAGUGGUUAUCUAGACCAACCUAUACCUAUCCUGUACCAGCCUUGUCAGUACGGUUACACUACAUUUUAGCUCAAUAAUGAUGCAUAUUUAAAUGUUUUUGAUAUAGAUUUAUUUAAUUAACAGUGAAUGAGUACAUUAAGAUCAAAUGAAGCACGCUAAGAGAUUAUGUGAAAAUAUUGCAUCGUUUGAUGCUGACGGGACAAAGCCAUAAUAUUAUGUUUAACCUUUUUGUUCCAAGUUAAUGUCGAUGGUUUGAUAUUUAAAGAUAAAUUCAUAGGAAUAGAAGCUCUAACCCUGGCAAGUUGACUGGUACACUCACAAUGGCUGCCUGAUUGUGACUCAAUCGUUUCCAUGGUAUUUUGGAAUGUUCUAUCAACUGCUGGGUUGCCACGGUAAUGUGAAACAUUUAUUCAAAUGAUGCUAACUGAUGUGGCUCAUACAAUGGCAUGUGUUGAGUUGACAUCACAGCCCCAAUUGAAUGGUACACUUCCUACUUGUACUUCCUGGCAUGGGUCUAGGUUGAAGAUGGGAAUAUUUUAAAACCUAGACAUGGGUACACUCGAUGUCUACCAGUCCACGUAUUAUGUCAUCAUUGACUUGGAGACUAUUUCUAUGGAUAAAUUACUAUCAAGGUUCAGAUUUGGUUCUAAUGGAAGGAUGGGACUUGGUUUUUAAAUCGGUGUUAAUAUGGUUGUAAAAUGUUGUUUGAAAUUCGGGAAUGGUCCAACUAUAUCUUGAAUGUUCUGUAAAAUGUCCUAAAUAAUUCAAAGUGAAGUUUUGAACUUGGAAAAUUGAACUAUCCAAUAUCAAGAUAUAUUAACUCAAGAAGUUUUGUUGAAUGCAUCUGUAAGAUCUGAAAUAGCCAGUCCUCAUCUUGGUGUUUCAGUGGCAUUUUAAGUCCUCACUCACCUGAAAAACUGUAAUUAUGUAAAUACAAUUAUUUUGGAAAUAAACAUUUUCAAAACCUGAAAA
Oncorhynchus mykiss (rainbow trout) is the source of this 3023-nucleotide messenger RNA. The record is from RefSeq and is a predicted model, not a curated record. NCBI's taxonomy places the organism in Eukaryota, Metazoa, Chordata, Actinopteri, Salmoniformes, Salmonidae.